GUUGGGUCGGAGAGCUCUGAAUUCACUUUGGAUUUAGGCGGUAAAUAUUCACAUUAUGGUACGCUGAAGCCAGGACCCAAGAUUUGUGACCUUGACCUAUUACCAGACUCCUCUGUGCAACAAAACAUCCAGGGCAAUCAUCAUCAUCAGCAACAGCAGCAGCAGCCGCCGCCGCAGCAGCAGCAGACACAGGACGACAGCGCCAGAAGCAGUCCGGUAUCUGUCUGCAAUUCAUCUAUAGCAUCUGACCUUGAUCUUGGCCACGGGAUCAGGAGGGCGGAGUCGUGCGAGAGUGUGGCCUCAGACUCCAGUAUCGGGCAGAUCGAGUUCGCUCUACAGUACGACAAAGAAGCCAGUGAGUUGAUCAUCAGUAUAUACCAGUGCCGGGAUUUGACCCCCAACCCCUACACUGGUACGCUGGACACGUUCGUCAAGGGAAUCCUCAUGCCCGGCACUGACAGCAAGUUUCAGACAAAAACCGUCAAGAACACCACAGACCCAGUCUACAAAGAACGGUUCGUGUUCUCCGUGGAGCCAGAACAUCUGCUGGGCAAGCUGCUGCAGCUGCAGGUCUUCUCUGUGGACAAGUACGCCCGUCAGAAGGUCAUCGGCGAGGCAGACGUCAGGGUCGGUGACAUUGACCUUCACCUGCCCAUGAAAAUGUGGUUCAAUCUGCGAGACAUCGAUGAGAAGCCCACGGAGUAUGGGGACAUCCUGUUCUCUCUGAGUUAUCUCCCUACAGCCGAAAGGCUCACUGUGGUGAUUGUCAAGGCCAGAAGUUUGCGGUGGAGGAAUGGGAAAGACGCCGGAGAUCCAUUUGUGAAAGUCUACCUGCUUCACAACGGCAAGAAGAUCAGCAAGAAGAAAACCUCAGUCAAGCGAGGAGAGAAAAACCCCAUCUUCAACGAGGCGAUGAUCUUCUCUGUCCCAGCUUCAGCCUUGCCGAGUGUUCAGCUGCGUAUCACAGUAGCCGAAUACCAGUCUGAGAACAAGACGCCAUCUUUAGGUCAUGUGAUUAUUGGAGCCAACACUUCCGGCACAGAGUCCACACAUUGGAAUCAGAUGAUGACGUCACUGCGAAAACCAGUUGCCAUGUGGCACUUCCUGAGAAAAUAG
Candidula unifasciata is the source of this 1116-nucleotide messenger RNA. The record is from the annotation of a GenBank genome assembly. Lineage: Eukaryota; Metazoa; Mollusca; Gastropoda; Stylommatophora; Geomitridae.